UCCACUUCUUAAACAGGAUGAAAUCUAACAAACUUUGGUCUGAAAAUUCUAAACCUUUGACUCCACAUCUCCUCUAUUCUAGACUUUUAUUCAUCGAAACGUGUCACAAAACUUGUAACUCAAUCAAAUUUUUAUUCAUAAAACCCCAGACACAGCUCAAAUCUAAAUCUUACAUUUCCCCUCACCGCCAUGACAAACCAAAAUCUCCGAUCCCUCGUUUCAUUGUUUCUUGUACUCUCUUUAACAGCGUCGACUCAUUCAACUUCUAUUACUACCUCUACUUCAAUUCUACAACAAUUCAAACAAGCCCCGGAGUUCUACAACUCUCCGGACUGCCCCUCCGUCCUAAAAUUAAAUGAUCACCACCUGUGCUACGACAACGCAGUCCAUGUGGCAAUGACACUUGAUGCAGCGUACAUUCGUGGCUCAAUGGCUGCGAUCCUCUCCGUCCUCCAGCACUCCUCAUGUCCACAGAACAUAGUCUUUCACUUUGUCACCUCAGCUUCCUCCAAUGCCUCACUCUUACACGCCACCAUCGCCACCUCCUUCCCAUACCUAAAAUUCCAAGUCUAUCCUUUCGACGAUUCAUACGUAGCCCGUCUCAUCUCCACAUCAAUCCGGUCCGCCCUUGACUGCCCUCUAAACUACGCCAGAAGCUACUUUCCCAGCAUAUUACCAUCUUGCAUACAAAAAAUCGUAUAUCUGGAUUCUGAUUUAGUAUUAGUAGAUGACAUUGCAAAACUUUCCGCAACUCCACUGCCUGAUGACAUAGUAUUAGCAGCUCCAGAGUACUGCAAUGCAAAUUUCACCACAUAUUUUACUCCCACAUUCUGGUCCAACCCUUCACUUUCCUUAACUUUUGCCAAUCGCAAGGCUUGCUAUUUUAACACCGGAGUGAUGGUGAUUGAUCUAGCCCGAUGGAGAGCCGGAGAUUACACUCAAAGACUGGAAGAAUGGAUGGAGUUACAGAAGAGAAUGAGGAUAUAUGAAUUAGGAUCAUUACCACCUUUUUUACUUGUUUUUGCUGGUAACAUAGCUCCAGUGGAUCACAAAUGGAAUCAACAUGGACUAGGAGGGGAUAAUUUUCGCGGCCUUUGUCGGAAUCUGCAUCCAGGGCCAGUGAGUUUACUGCAUUGGAGUGGCAAGGGAAAACCGUGGGUGAGAUUGGACAACAACCGGCCAUGUCCACUGGAUGCUCUUUGGGCUCCUUAUGAUUUGUUGAAGACACCAUUUUCUAUUGAUUCUUGAAGAAAUUGUAAGCAUUUGUACUGUUAGAUCUUGUAUUCUUAUAUACUAUACUGUAAAUCAGUGUAAAUUUUGUUUAGGCUCUUGUUGAAAUUUUUCAAACACACAAUGUGGUUUAGUAGUAAAAUUUACUACUGGCUACUCACCUCAAUAA
Molecule: messenger RNA, 1399 nt
Organism: Daucus carota subsp. sativus
Lineage: Eukaryota; Viridiplantae; Streptophyta; Magnoliopsida; Apiales; Apiaceae
Product: probable galacturonosyltransferase-like 1
Exons: 1
Coding region: 190-1248 (352 amino acids)
Cellular component (GO): Golgi apparatus
Molecular function (GO): glycosyltransferase activity
Source: RefSeq, a predicted model, not a curated record